Priapulus caudatus is the source of this 1406-nucleotide messenger RNA. Its product is annotated as cathepsin B-like. Gene Ontology annotation, cellular component: lysosome. The record is from RefSeq and is a predicted model, not a curated record. Gene Ontology annotation, molecular function: cysteine-type endopeptidase activity. NCBI's taxonomy places the organism in Eukaryota, Metazoa, Priapulida, Priapulimorpha, Priapulimorphida, Priapulidae. Gene Ontology annotation, biological process: regulation of catalytic activity. Bases 47 to 1108 code for a protein of 353 amino acids. The transcript has 9 exons.
AACCAGAACCAGUCUACCGCCUUGUGAUGUGUCACAAGCGAAUCACAUGAUCACGCAGUUCCUCACAUUACACUUACAGUAUCGAAGUGAAAUGGACCGCCUAGUUUCAUGUCUGUUAGUAGCCACAGCGCUAGGCCUCGUAUAUUGUGCUGCGGCCACGUCUGUCUUUCCUCUACACAAGCCACUCUCAAAAGAGCUCAUUCACUACGUCAAUAAAAUAAAUACAACGUGGAAGGCAGGACACAAUUUUGAUGCAUUGAAGAUCAGUCAUGUGAGGAAUCUUCUUGGGGUUAUUCCACACCCUAACAACUACAAACCACCGCUGAAGUGGCAUAAGGAGACUGGCGAUAUUCCAGAGCGUUUCGAUCCAAGGGAACAGUGGCCAAACUGUCCGACAUUGAAGGAGGUGCGAGAUCAGGGAUCAUGUGGUUCCUGCUGGGCGUUUGGUGCAGUGGAGGCCAUGAGCGAUCGCAUUUGCAUCGCGUCCGGAGGCAAAGCGAAUGUGCACAUCUCGGCUGAAGAUCUGCUAUCCUGCUGCGACGAAUGUGGAAACGGGUGCAAUGGUGGCUUCCCGUCGUCCGCUUGGGACUUUUGGACACAGCAGGGCCUAGUGAGCGGUGGCCAGUAUGACACGAAGGAGGGCUGCCGACCAUACAGCGUCGCUAAGUGCGAACAUCACGUGAACGGCACGCUGCCGCCGUGCGAGGGCAUUGUUGACACUCCUCGCUGCAAUAAGAAGUGUGAGAGCAGCUUCCCAGAAACUUACCAGCAGGAUCUGCAUCUCGGAAAGUCUUCAUAUUCAAUUGCUGAUCGGGUGACCCAGAUUCAGACUGAGCUGAUGAAAAAUGGCCCCGUCGAGGGCGCUUUCACUGUGUACGCUGACUUCCCCAGCUACAAAAGUGGUGUAUACCAGCAUGUAACUGGUGCUGCAAUGGGAGGCCAUGCCAUAAAGGUCAUGGGGUGGGGUGUUGAGAAUUCUGUACCAUAUUGGCUUGUUGCUAACUCCUGGAAUCCAACCUGGGGUGAUAGUGGUUUCUUCAAGAUACUGCGUGGAAGCAAUGAGUGUGGGAUAGAGAGUGAAAUAGUUGCAGGAGAGCCGAAGAUAUAGGAAUUAAAUGUUCAUUCACAUUCCACCUAAUAAUGUAAUAUUCGUCAAAUUAUAUUACGUGAAUGAUAUCCAUUAAUUAAAUAUAAAUAGGACUAAUAUUUGUUACCUGCUGCUUAAUUAUAUAUAUUCUAAUAUGCUGUUGAUUAAAUUGUGUGAUGCAUAUAGGUAAAGGUUUUUGUGGAUGUGAAUCGGUGAAUGUGUAGGGGCUACAUUAGAUAAAUAAACGGGGUACUUAUGUUUUUGCUAAAAAUGGGAUCUUUUUGUAAGUUUUGAAUAUAAAUUUAAAUGUAGCUCCGUA